This is a messenger RNA of Homarus americanus (American lobster), 4573 nucleotides long. RefSeq names its product ran-binding protein 9-like (gene RanBPM). Gene Ontology annotation, cellular component: cytoplasm. Bases 2 to 1936 code for a protein of 644 amino acids. The record is from RefSeq and is a predicted model, not a curated record. NCBI's taxonomy places the organism in Eukaryota, Metazoa, Arthropoda, Malacostraca, Decapoda, Nephropidae. The transcript is spliced from 12 exons. Gene Ontology annotation, molecular function: protein binding. Gene Ontology annotation, biological process: cytoskeleton organization; cell surface receptor signaling pathway.
AAUGGCGACGAGCAGUGGAAGGUGUAGCGUUGAGCCACCACUUUUUGGCUCUCACAGUGGACAGGAUCCCAUUAAAGCCUUAUAUCCCAUGGUAAAUGAGGAGGAGACACCUCUUCCCAGAUGUUGGAGUAGCAAAGACAAAUACAGUUUCAUUGGUUUAUCGCAAAAUAACCUUAGAGUUCACUACAAGGGACACGGGAAGAAUCACAAGGAUGCAGCAAGUGUCCGCGCCACAAAUCCUAUUCCGGCCGCCUGUGGUCUGUACUACUAUGAGGUCAAAAUCGUCAGUAAAGGCAGAGAUGGUUAUAUGGGCAUAGGUCUUUCAUCACAAGGUGUCAAUAUGAACCGGUUACCAGGCUGGGACAAGAAUUCCUUCGGCUAUCACGGCGACGAUGGCCAUUCUUUUUGUUCGUCGGGCAGCGGACACCCCUACGGCCCUACCUUCACCACAGGCGAUGUAAUUGGCUGUGGUAUCAACCUUAUCGACAAUGUUUGUUUCUACACCAAAAAUGGCCAUUACCUUGGUGUAGCAUUUACAGAUUUACCGUCACAGUUAUAUCCAACUGUUGGGUUACAAACUCCUGGUGAAGUAGUAGAUGCCAACUUUGGUCAAGCGCCUUUUGUUUUUGAUAUUGGAGAGAUGAUGCGAGAGUUACAGUGCCGUGUGCGGACGACCAUCCAGAACUUCCCCGUCCCGGACACUUAUGGACAGUGGCAGACUAUGCUCCACAGAAUGGUGUCCACCUACCUAGUUCAUCAUGGUUAUUGUUCCACAGCUGAAGCCUUCGCCAGAUCCACUAGUCAAGACUUUGAUGAGGAACUGACCUCAAUAAAAAAUAGACAAAAGAUCCAGAAGCUAGUGUUGGGAGGCCGUAUGGGUGAGGCCAUAGAAACAGUGCAACAGCUGUAUCCUGGUUUACUGGAGAAUAAUCACAACUUACUUUUUAUGUUGAAGGUGCGGCAGUUUAUAGAAAUGGUAAAUGGUACGGACACCGAAGUUCGAGGAGUUUCAAGGUCUCCAUCUCGACCGCCCACACACGAGUCCUCUCCCUCACCUCCCUGUUGGUCCAAUGGUAGGACAACAGAUCCAGUGCCUGGCACAUCGUCCACUCCCCCAUCAUCCUCCACCACCUCCACACCCGUCAUCCAGCAGCACACAUCAGUCAUCCAGUCCACCAAGAACGUCAUAGGCAGUGGACCAACUUCAGCCUCGCCCGUCACCACCGAGGAGCUCAAUCAGCGCAACGCUCAGGAUAUCCGCGCCACAAGCCCGCCCAGUGCUACAAACGGCACCACUCCUGUUAUUCAUCCUCCCGCACCUUCCGGUUCCUCGUCGUCUUCGUCAUCGUCAUCGUCAUCCAAUUCGUCGUCAAAUAUGCACGACAGCGACACAGAGAUGGAAUGUAUGGAACCAAAUAGUCACCAUUUACAAGAGACUAAUAACAGCCUUGGAGACACCAGUCAUAGUAAUGGCUUCUCCAAUGGGUUUUCCAAAGACGUUGACAUACAGGAUGAGAAUGAGGAAGCAAUGGAAGUGGAGAACAGUCUGGGCAGCAGAAAAAUGUGUGGUGGCAACCCAGCAGCGAUAGAACGCAUGUUGGCCUUUGGGAGAGAAGUGCAACACAUGAGCCAGGUCCUACGGAGGGAGUUAGGCAAGAAUGAUCACAACAAGAAAAUGCUUCAAGACGCUUUCAGCCUACUAGCAUAUAACGAUCCAUGGAAUAGUCCUGUCGGGUGGCAGUUGGAUCCUCUACAGCGGGAACCUGUUUGUCAGUCUUUAAAUUCUGCAAUAUUAGAGUCUCACCAGCUGCCAAGAAGACCCCCACUAGAGAUCUGUGUGGCACACACGAAGCAGCUGAUCAAUUUGAUGUCUCGUUCGGGUCUUGGGUCGUGUGCCUUCGCCAGCGUAGAUUCUAUACUGGGCAGCCAACAGUGACACUCCCUUAGUGGGCCCUUUACUACUCUCUCAGGGGCCAUCAAGCCACUUAUCUCAUGUUUUGGACCGAAUUCCACAACAUUGUUUGCAAUCUGCUUGGCAAAGUCCAAAUCACAAGCAGUCAGUGAUCUUUUUGAGGGACGUACCCAAUCAAAUUACUGAUAAAAAUAGCUCAAGUGCAUCUUUUAUAAGUUGAGCUCAAUCGACACCUUGGAAUUCGGGACCUUUUCUCUUGCUCUGGCGUCAGGGAAAUGCUUCAUUAACCUCAAACGACUCUGGAAGAGAUAAUGUCUUCUGUGAGACGCUCAAGGUUUAUUGUACAUACAUUCACUUGUUCCCUUUAACUGUGGCCCACCACCACGCUCUCUCUGUGAUGAGGAAUGCUGCUAUGAGCAUGAAAACUUUUUCUAUGAGGUCGAUGAGGUGUAAUGACCCUUAAUGGAAAACCGAAGCUGCAGUUACCGGUCAUAUUACCGUUAACUUAAAGUAACAUUUGCUGUAUUUUUAUUGUGGGAGUGUGAAUCAUUUCCUUGACAAAGGAAGCGAUAGAUGUAGAUCUCUAAAUCAGAAAGUGGAAUGUUGACUUUAUUUUUACAAUUUUUCACUUUAAUUUAUUCCACACAUUUGUGAUGAUGCCAUUGUGUGAUGUACAGUCUUGGUUAUUGUUCAUAUUUAGUUACAAGCAAGUGAUUCUAGUUGAAUAUGUGCAUCAUGGUUAUGCCUUUACUAAGUUCUCAUAUUUAUUGUAUUUCCUUUUUGCAGAAUUUUAUUUUAUAUGGAAAGCAACUAUGGAACAGUCUUGAGUUUUAUCAUGACAUUGAAAAUAACAUUGGAAACUGUCAGGCUUAAGCAUCAAGGCAUCAGGUGGACUGUGUGGGCAGCUUGAGGUCACUUUCACAUUAAAUCAGCUGAUAAAGGAUUGGUGUUAUUAGGGAAAAAAACGUUAUUUCUAUUGCAUAUGAAGAGUUGUGAAGCAUUGCAUGGAUAAUGGAUUACAGUAAUUCGAUUCGGAUCAGCGGACAAAAUUCAAUUAAAGAGAACUGUAUUGUUUUAGAGUUGUGGGUAGAUGUUGUCUCGGCCAGAUGUUCGACGACCCGUGCGAACCUGAAAGUUCUCUCGUUGGGUCCUGAUCGCGAGUUACAUUAUAGUUUCAUUGUCAUCGGUGUUGCAAUACAAGAUCUCCAGAUACUGUACAUGCUUACAUCCAUGCGUCUCAUCAGGAGCUUAAUGUUGGAAUUUCUCUCAUUUUAGUUAUUUUAAAGUGUCAAUUAAACUACACAAAUAAUCACAUACAAUUUAGGGCAAUAAUAUAUGGAUUUCCCCCUCCCCAAAAUUUUUAGCAAGGACAAGACUCAGGGUAUAAAUAAUUAAAGAAUUACCGGUGUCCAUACUGCAGUACAGUUAGUGGGGUUUAAUAUUGGGUACAAUGUUCCCUUUACUGGGAGGUGUGUUCAUGUGCUGUUCUGGGUCCUUCACUUCUUCAUUAUGGUUACAUACUUCUCUGUGUUUAUUCUUAAAGGAAGAUAAUCCUUUCUGCCUGGUAAGACAUGAAACCGGAUUCAAUUGGGGAAUGAUGGUCAUUUUUAGUCUACAUUUAUGCCUCCAAAAUCAUAAUUUCUUCUUGAGGAAAAUAUGGGAUUGUAAUAUUAAGAGAUGGUUUGAGCAGUUACUAGAUAUUGUAUAUGUUCACAAAUUUACCUUCAGGCUUCUGUAGAGUUUUAAUCAUGUACUGUACAGUAGUUGGUUUUUAUUUUGGUCGUAAGUGAAGGUUUUGUUGUGCUGUGGUGCCACUCACUCAAAAUGAAAAACUUUUUAUCACAUUGUUGCUCUUCUUGUUUAAAUUGUUUGGAGUAAAAUCAGUUUUGGAUAAAAUAUCUUUAAAUAACAUUUUCGUCUCCAGAAGGUGCUCAUAACUUUUUAUUUACCAAUCAGUACAACCUCAUUCUUCUGCGAGUACAAGUUGAACGAUCUUCAAGAGACGAGAAUCAUAGGACUGGACAGUUUCAAGGUAUAAAAUACUUAAUAUUGCUUCUCAGUUGAGUCACAAGUAGAGUGAGCUGGAAUGUUUGUCUGUGUGGGAAAGAGAAUGGUAGAGGAGAAUAAUAUAUUUAGAAAGUUAUUCCGAGGAUAUAGUGCGAGUCGUCCUGAGAGAAACCCUGUACGUGCUUAUUCCUGUCGUCGUGAGUGUGAUUGAUGGUCGAAAGGUUCGGGAAGAGUUUGUUAUUUACUGCAGAAAGUUACUAGUUUAUGUUGUGGUGUAUGACUGGAGGACUAAACUUGACGAGCUGAAGCUGUUUUAAGAAGAAAGAGGAGAAUGCAUUAUAUUAUGACACCAUUAUUGUUACCCCUUUAAGUUUUCUUCCCUGUGAAUCACCUGCUUUAUUUAGACUUUUCCUUGAGUUCUUAAAAAGCUAAAAAUCUUCUUAAUUAUUAUCCGUUAUGACUGACUAUUGAGCAAAUAACACAGACAGAUAUUCAGUUUUAAUAGCAACUGUACCUAAAAAUCUAUAUAUAGAUGAACUCAUUAAAAAUACUAUUGUAAUGUUAAUGCAUUUUGCAGUGUUGCAGAUUCAUAGUCUUUGAUAAAUAAAUUAUGUAAUAGCAAAGGAUUAACUUAAAUACAUGAUAUUGAAAACC